GGGAUUAGGAACUCUUCAGAUCCCAGAGCUCCGAGGCGGUAACACCUCUGGCUCCACCCCUGUCAUACCUCAGAUGGUGGAGACUGAGACCGCCAAUAGCCGGGAGACAGGUUGCGCAGGCGCACAGAGUAGGGAGGGAAGUUCGAAUGGCUGCGGCGAGGGAACCGCGGACAGCGGAUCGUACAGAAGACUGCGUGGAUGGUCCCGGCCCGGACCCACCUGGCCGGGAGAGGAGAGAAACGAUCCCGGCUGCCUUGGCUCUGGCGCAGAGGCUUCGCGAGGCCCUGUGUGACCGACAGGAACGGGUGGUGGAAUCGCUGCUGAGAGCUGGAGCUGACCCUAACCUGGUGCUGUCCGAUGGUGUGGCUGCGGUCCACCUGGCGGCAGGGAGCGAGCACGAGAGCAGCCUGCAGUGCCUGAUGGUGCUGCUGCGGCACGGAGCGAACCCCAAUGCCCGGUCUGAGGAUGCCCUGACCCCUGUGCAUGUAGCUGCAUCCUGGGGCUGUUGCAAGUGCCUGAAACUCCUUCUGAGGGAAGGAGGGGACCCGGAGCUUCAGGACCAGGAUGGGAAACAAGCACUGGACCUCGCCCUGGAGCAGGGGAACAAGGAGUGUGUUGAGAUCUUGAGGGAACAUACUGGCCCCCAGGAAGCGCCCUCUUGCCAUGCCCUUUGCAGAGGGGAGGAUCGAGGUGGCAGCCCCUUCUCAGCCCUGAAUGGAGAGGACCUUGACACCAGCAUCUGGGGACUUUCAGAUAGGACAUUUAGCCCAGGGCCUCUGGGCAGCAUAGUCAGAGCCCAGCUGGAUGGGAGUGAGGUGGAGAGGACAGCUUUAGGGGCUGGGCACAGCCUCCCAAGCCAGCCUCUCCCAGCUCAUCUUCAGCUCUCACAGGAGAAAGGACUCAGGAUGGAUAAAGUCUCUGAACCUGACAUCAGCUUCCCUGCACCUCUCUCACCCCACCCCACAUCCACACCUCUAGCUCCUAGGUUGGGCUCUGUGCCCCACCUGGGACAGGAUGAUAUCUCCCCAGACCACAGCUGCUUCUUUUACCUAGGCCCAGAUUAUUCCUGGAAAGCUCAAACUGAGACACCUCCCAGUUCUCCCCUGGCUGAAACAGGCAGCUCCUCUAACGAGUCCUUCUUCACUGCAGUGGAAGUCUGUGGCCCUGAUGCCCAGGCACCCAGGGCUGUCCCUUCCAGCUCAGUCACCCCAGAGGCUCCUGGGGCUGUACCACUUCAGCCCAAAAAGAGUGGGAGUGGGUCCCAGCCAGGCAACACUGCAGAGUCCAGCCCCACCCAAAUAUUGCCUGUGGACAUGGGCUCCCCAGAUAGCAAAGCUCCCCAGACAUCAGGGCCCCUGAAGAAGGAUGUGACCUACGCAUCCCUGAGGGCCGAGCUCAGGGCCAUGAUACUGAAUACCUGGCACUCCCAGCCCACUCUGGAUGAAUCAGACAUGAUACCAGCCAUGACAGACCCUGUGAUCCACCUGAAUGCUCAGCUGAGGGGACUGGUGCUGGGUUCCCCCCCAGAGCCCCAAGAUUUUGGGAUAUCCUGCAAGCUUAAGGGCUUGAGCUCCCACAAUAGAGAGGGCAGUAUCACUUCUCAUUCUGGCAAUAGUGGGGAGCAAGGCCCACCCCCAAAGAUACCUCCUGGAAGGUAUGGCCCAGGCUCUGGGGGUAAUGAGAGUCCUAGGGAAGGAAAGUACCUAACCCUGGACAGUUUAGAGGUGGCCAGAGCAGCUCUCCCCACCACCCAGACUGGCAACUUGGCAGAAUUCACAGAAGACAACCCCUUUAAUGACUUCCUAACUGAUGACCAAACUUCCCAGGGUAGUGAGGAUGGGGCCAACAUAUGGCUGACAGAGGAUGGUGAAGAUGAGGAGGACCAUGUCCUCCAAGGCCUCAGAGUCAGCACCAACCAGAAUUGCAUCCGAAAGCCUCCAGAGCCAUCGAGGGCACGUCCAAUCCUGCAUCCCAAACAGUUCCCUGUGGGACAGUCUCUGCAGCCUUCUAGGCCAAAGCCCACAGAACAUAUACAUACUGAUCCCAAGGCUGGGCUCAAGUUGCCAGUGCACACUGAGGACAUAAUCACGGAUAGACGAAUUAACUGUGAUCCAUCUACACCUUUCCCACCACAAGACCCUUCAACCCUGUCCAACCAGGAGCUGUUGAAGCAUCUCCGGGCCCUCGGGGAGAGCCCAGGCCCUAUCACUCCCUUCACCAGACAAUACUAUCUGAGGCGACUGAAGGAGGGGAGCCUUAGGGGGCCAGCUGCCCCAACAAGGUACAGCCCAGAACUGACCCUGGCCCUGCAGACAGGCUGUGUCCCUAAUGCCCAGGAUGAUGAGGAUGUCCUGGCCCAGCAGUUUGACCAGCCAGACCGGACCCAGAGGUGGCGAGAAGGGAUUGUUAAGUCAAGUUUCACCUACCUGCUCCUGGAUCCAAGGGUGACCCAGAACCUGCCUGCCCGAUGCCAUAUCCUGAGCCCAGCUGAAUGCUUCCAGACCUUUAUCCAUGCCAUCUUCUAUGUGGGCAAGGGCACUCGAACUCGACCAUAUUCCCACCUCUCCGAGGCCCUGAGCCAUCAACGGAACAGGCAGAAGCAGGUGCUGGGAUCGGGAGGUGGCAGAUGGCGAGGUGUGGAAUGGGGUGGGGGGUACAAAAAGGCAUGGCCAAAUUGUUGGAUCCAAGACCUAGUUUCUCUCCUCACAGACUUGCCCCAAGGUGCAACACAUCCUGGACAUUUGGGCAACUGGCCAUGGUGUGGUCUCUCUGCACUGCUUCCAGAAUGUCAUUGCAGUAGAAGCCUAUACUCGGGAGGCGUGCCUGGUGGAUGCCCUUGGGAUGCAAGUGCUCUCCAAUCAGAAGAAGGGCCACUACUAUGGGGUAAUAGCAAGCUGGCCGCUCCAUCGGCGCAGACGGCUGGGUGUACACCUGCUGCACCGGGCUCUGGGCAUCUUCCUGGCAGAAGGGGAACGGCAGCUUCGGCCUCCAGACGUCCCAGUUGGUACUUGAAUGGCUGCAUCCUCCUCUGGUUGUUGAAGCAGGUCUGUGAGCGGCUCUUCCUGUCUCCAGAGUUGCAGACCAGACCCAAGAGGCCAUCAGAGAUCCAAGGCAGCAGGCACUGAGUGGCCCUAAGAUGGGAAGGCUGGUCUCCGAGGGUUCCCAAGACAUGCAAGUGGCUCUGCCAGGUGUCCAGGCCUGAGGAGAUCCUGUGUGUGCCUGCCAGUCACUCACUGGCCACAUAAAACAGUAGCGACAGCCUCCAAGGAUAGGGGCUCUGGACACAUCUCCAACUGUUGGGAGACCGAGGAACCUACAGCAGGUAGCUGUGCCUGCUGAAUUUGGCUCCCUCAUCUCUGCUGAAAGCAGAGACCUUGCCAACAGUCCUAGCUCUUCCUCUGUGGGAAGGCUGCCACUGUCCUUAAAGGAGCCAAAGGGUUUCUGUCUUAGGAAUGGGCGCCUGGCCGCUGCCUCCCCUCCCAAUUUCUGGCUCUGGGGAUGCAGGCCUCAGUACAUCCAGAUGUCAGUGCUGUUGGUAGCCCAAGGGUUUUCAAGGCCUUGUGACAUUGAUGACGGAAUUAUUAGCCACAGAAUCCUAGCAUGCCAAUGAUGGGAGGAGCUCUUAUCCACCCACUUCAUUUUAUAGAUAUGAAAACAUUUUAUAGGUAUGAAAACUAUGGCCCAGACAGGAGAAGGGCCCCACCUGAUGCCAUGGGGGCCUGUACAUGAAUAGCAGUGCUGACUCAAACCCCGGGAUCCUGAUUCCAAGGCAAACUGAGCCCACAUGAGAGUCUUUUUUAUCCCUAUUUACAGAAGCAGUAUGAUUAUUUUUCUUUCUCCUCACUUUUAUCCAUGAAGAACCCGAGUCUCAGAGAGGGCACAUCGAUUUGCCUAGUCACACAGCUAGUUUCUACUGGUGGAGCCUUGAAGUGUGCCCUAUUAUUCUUUCUAACCCCAGCCCCUAUUGAAUAAUCGGAUUGCCAAAUGGCUGGGCUGAUUUGGUGGGUGAUAGAAGAGUUAGGGGCCAGUAGAAUGGAACUCCCUGCCAUGUAGACAGUGCUCUGGGCCCCAAACUGUACCCUCUACAUAGGAUCCCCCACAGAAGUGGCUGAAGGCUCUUCCACAUCUACUUAAGCUCAACCUUCUACCAUAGGUCUUAACCUGGAGUUUGUGAACUUUAAAGUGUCCUAUUUUGAUAAUUAUAUUUUAGUCUAAUUGGU
Molecule: messenger RNA, 4220 nt
Organism: Monodelphis domestica (gray short-tailed opossum)
Lineage: Eukaryota; Metazoa; Chordata; Mammalia; Didelphimorphia; Didelphidae
Source: RefSeq, a predicted model, not a curated record